Messenger RNA from Salmo salar (Atlantic salmon), 2130 nucleotides. RefSeq names its product N-acetyllactosaminide beta-1,3-N-acetylglucosaminyltransferase 3. Gene Ontology annotation, molecular function: UDP-glycosyltransferase activity; hexosyltransferase activity. The record is from RefSeq and is a predicted model, not a curated record. Gene Ontology annotation, biological process: protein O-linked glycosylation; poly-N-acetyllactosamine biosynthetic process. Gene Ontology annotation, cellular component: Golgi membrane. NCBI's taxonomy places the organism in Eukaryota, Metazoa, Chordata, Actinopteri, Salmoniformes, Salmonidae.
AAAAAUUGUAAAUUUUUUUAAUAAAAUUUUGUUAUGCUAAUGGCGAUAUGAUUUUUCGCUGGAUGUCGGACGGAGGCCGCACAGGGGUUAAAGUUCAGUAGAGGGAUGCAGGGUCAAACCUAUUGGCCAACUCGUAAUGGAGUGGAGGCCUGGUCUAAGACAGAAAUUCUGGGUGGGGGUUUAUAUACUGAACGUAGAAAAGGCUGUCACAUGACACCUUGUCCUGUCUGUGUCCCUGGGGGCGUCCCGAUGAAAUAGUUAAGCUUUGAACAGAAAUACAAUUCUCUCACAUUAACAUCAGUACAUAGCAUCUCAACAUAUUCCAAAUAGCUUUAUCCUUAUUAAUACAUUUUAUACAACCAUUUAGAUGUAAGUCCCAUAGCUGAGGCUAUUAUAUAAACAUUAUUAUGGUAAUAUGGCAAUAUUGUCUCUCGUGGGUGUCAUAAAAUUGUACCAAGCGGACCAGUUCGUAGCUGGAUUCUUCACCAAUCUUUUAUACCUUCUCCAGAACAUAAAUGUCGUUUGGUUCCCCCGUCCGGUGAGGUGGAAGAAUUCCUUUGUCUCUCUAUGAAACCAUUCUGUCUCAAAACUGUGGCCUGUGAGGCAGAACAUUCCCUUUGGAAUUUACGACCGCCUUCUGACCUAAGCAGCCUGGGGAGAGCAACAAAAAUGAGAAGGUUGUCUCGUUUGCUUGAAUUUACAGCUUUACUUGUGAUCAGCAUUCUGUGCUUGGUCAUCAUUUUUAUUAAAGAGGACAUUCGUCCUAAAAAACCCUCAAACCAUUUCCAGAUAAACAGGAGGGAAUCAACCUAUCAAAACAGACCUCAGAAACCAACCAGUGAGAGCGCAGGUGUUUCUACCUGGGUUCAUUGUGAACGGAAUGAGUCUGCAGCCAAUGUGUCAGGGUUUUCCUCUCUGCCAGUUCACAUCCAAGACUUCCUCUUCUAUCGUCACUGCCGCCACUUCCCAAUGCUGCUGGAUGUACCUGAUAAAUGUAGAGGCCCUCACAAGUCUGCUGACGUCUUCCUUCUGCUGGUCAUAAAAAGCUCACCUGCGAAUUAUGACCGCCGUGAGGUACUACGGAAAACAUGGGCCAAGGAGAGACUGCAGAAUGGAGUCUGGAUCCAGAGGAUUUUUCUCUCGGGAACAACAGGCACAGGCUUUGAGAAGCGCAAGCUAAACAAGCUUCUACAACUGGAGAACCGUGAGCAUAAUGACAUCUUGCAGUGGGACUUCAUCGACUCCUUCUUCAACCUCACCCUGAAGCAGAUUUUGUUCUUAGAAUGGAUGGACAAGAACUGCCGCCAGGCCCGAUUUCUCCUCAACGGUGACGAUGAUAUCUUCGCCAACACAGAUAACAUGGUGGACUACCUUCAGAGUCUAAAAGACAAUGAUGGUGACAAGCACCUUUUUGCAGGUCAUCUAAUCCGCUAUGUAGGACCCAUUAGAGAGUCAGGGAGCAAAUACUAUGUCCCAGUCCAGGUUCAAGAGUCAGACUCAUAUCCCCCUUACUGUGGGGGAGGGGGCUUCCUGCUCUCUGGAAACACAGCUAUGGUCAUUUACAAAAUGACCCAUACCAUUCCCAUUUUGCCAAUUGAUGAUGUCUACAUGGGAAUGUGUCUGGAGAAGGCUGGUCUUGGGCCAGAGUCCCAUUUCGGAGUCAGGACUGCUGGACUUAAUGUCCCCUCCCAAAACGUGGACACUUACGAUCCUUGUUAUUACAGGGAAAUCAUUUUAGUACACAGAUUUCUGCCACAUCAGAUAUAUAUUAUGUGGCACGGAAUACAUGAACCUAACUUGAAAUGUAGUAAUUCGCAAGGUUCUCUUUAGUCAUCUGUCCUGUUGAAAUCAGUUGCCUGCUGAGGUUUGUUUUUCUAGUCUUUUUUUUCCAAAUGUGUGAUGUCUGAAAGUUGUUUUUGUUGUUGUUGUAAAUACAGACUAAUUUUAAGAUGUAAGUUAUGGGAUUGAUUGCUUCUUCUGUGUAUGUACAUAGAAAUGGUCAAAGUUUAUAUAAUGUAUUGUUUUAAGUCAGUAUCACUUCUUUCUAUUUAAUAAAUGAAAACAUGCAUAUUAAAAAGAAAAUAUGAUAUUGAUUCUAUAUCAAACGCUAAUAAAAUAAAAUGCAUCUUU